AAGAGAAAUAUGAUGCUCUCAGUGCAGUUUGUUCUACUGUUCGUAUUUCGAUUAGCGCUGGCUGAUUGGGAUGCGUAUACAGCUAAAAUAUUCGAAAUGCAUAAUGAUUAUCGUCAAAAAUUACUUUCGUGUAAAGUAAACGGACAACCAGCAGCUGUGAGAAUGCCUAAACUUUCAUGGAAUCGAGAACUGGCUAGUCAAGCAAAAGCAUUAUCCAAAACCUGUAAAUUUGGAUUCGAUAAGCCUACAAGUAGAAAAUUUCCUGAAGUUGGACAGAAUAUCGCUGCUUAUCAAACUGUUGAACAAGCUAUGGAGGAAUGGUUCGGUGAACACAAAUAUUACGACUUUAAAAACAAUCAGUGCAAUGACAGAUGUGGAAACUACAUGCAGAUGGCUUUCGCCAACACCACAGAUAUUGGAUGUGGAGUGACCGAAUGCCCAUACAGUGAAAACUUUAAAUACGGUUUAUUCAUCGUCUGUAACUAUGGCCCAGGAGCAAACUUUUAUGUGAGACCAUAUGAAGCCAAAAAUAUCAAUCAAGUAUGCCCAGUGACAACUGUUCAACCAGGACGUGGAAAAUGGCAAGCUACUAAAGGCACUAUGAAUUUCAAUGCAAGAAAUUGUUACUGUUAUAAAUGAAC
Trichobilharzia szidati is the source of this 641-nucleotide messenger RNA. NCBI's taxonomy places the organism in Eukaryota, Metazoa, Platyhelminthes, Trematoda, Strigeidida, Schistosomatidae. The record is from the annotation of a GenBank genome assembly.